GGCGUUGAUCCUACGCAAACAUAGAAUACGAAUACGGAACAUUCUAGAAACCAACGCAACCCUCUCUCUCUUUCACUUACCCUUCCCUAUAAUUUCUCUGUCCAUUCAUCUUCAAUUACAACCCCUCUCUCUGGUUUUCGCUGCUUCGUUUUCCAAAUCCCCCGUUUCUGAAUCCCCUUUGAAGUUUGAGUAUGGCAUCGAAACGCAUCUUGAAGGAGCUCAAGGAUUUGCAGAAGGACCCUCCUACAUCGUGCAGUGCAGGUCCUGUGGCUGAGGAUAUGUUUCAUUGGCAAGCAACAAUCAUGGGACCUGCUGAUAGCCCGUAUGCAGGUGGUGUGUUCCUAGUUUCAAUUCAUUUUCCUCCUGACUAUCCAUUCAAGCCACCAAAGGUUGCAUUUAGGACUAAGGUAUUCCACCCAAACAUCAACAGUAAUGGAAGUAUAUGUCUUGACAUUCUUAAAGAACAAUGGAGCCCAGCAUUGACCAUUUCCAAGGUCCUAUUGUCAAUUUGCUCAUUGUUGACGGAUCCCAACCCUGAUGACCCCCUUGUGCCUGAAAUUGCACACAUGUACAAGACUGACAAGGCUAAGUAUGAAGCUACUGCUCGCAGCUGGACUCAGAAGUAUGCAAUGGGAUGAUCAUGCCUUUUCCUUUGCUGUUCAAUGUGGCUGCGUAAUUAUGAUUUAUGCAGAAACACAAUAUUUUGAAUGAAUUAUUUAUCUUUUCUUGUCAGUGGAACUCAACCAUGUUAAGGGAAUUGGUUUAUCAUUUGUGAAUAUUUCUUUGUAAGACAUUGGUGACGCAAAAAAUUGUAUUGUAAUGUCAUGCAAACUUUCUGCAUGUUGACCUGCUAUUCCAAACGAGUGCUAUAGAUAUUAUAGUUAUGA
Molecule: messenger RNA, 887 nt
Organism: Gastrolobium bilobum
Lineage: Eukaryota; Viridiplantae; Streptophyta; Magnoliopsida; Fabales; Fabaceae
Product: ubiquitin-conjugating enzyme E2-17 kDa-like
Exons: 4
Coding region: 192-638 (148 amino acids)
Biological process (GO): protein polyubiquitination
Cellular component (GO): nucleus
Molecular function (GO): ubiquitin conjugating enzyme activity
Source: RefSeq, a predicted model, not a curated record